This is a messenger RNA of Tinamus guttatus (white-throated tinamou), 363 nucleotides long. NCBI's taxonomy places the organism in Eukaryota, Metazoa, Chordata, Aves, Tinamiformes, Tinamidae. The record is from RefSeq and is a predicted model, not a curated record.
UUUGACCUUGAAGAAGAAAGUGCUUGCUUUCUUAAAGAACAGAAGAAUGCUUCCCUCCCCAAAUUAAAUCGUAACAAAUAUAUGGUGACUGAUGGAGCUGCAUACAUUGGUAAUUUUGAUUGGGUAGGAAAUGCUUUUACGCAGAAUGCUGGAGCUGGCCUUGUUAUCAACCAAGCAGACGCGGGGAACAGCACAAGCAUCAUUAAGCAACUCAAAGCUGUUUUUGAAAGGGACUGGUAUUCACAUUAUGCCAAAAGUUUACAACCAACAAAAAUCCCAAACUGCUUUAAUCACAAACUUAAUAAAUCAGCAUCAAAUAAGACUGCCAUGAGCAAUGUGAAUUAGAAAGACUAUUCUACUGGU